Molecule: messenger RNA, 286 nt
Organism: Staurois parvus
Lineage: Eukaryota; Metazoa; Chordata; Amphibia; Anura; Ranidae
Source: the annotation of a GenBank genome assembly
AUGGGACCCCCAGGCAAUAUGGGAUCAUGGGGCCCCUGUGUCCUAGCCCACACUCAAACCACACCCAAAAAAGCCUAUGAAAGGUACCAGGGGCAUCUUAUGGGCCCCCUACUGACCCCGGGACCUCGGGCAGUGCCCGAGUUUCCAAAUGGUCAGUCCGCCCCUGAGCAAGACUUAUCCCUGCCCCCACUUCUUCCUCACUGCAUUUGAUUGAUAGCAGCAGGAGCCAUUGACUGCUUGAGUGCUGUGUGAAGAGGAAGAGAGGGUAGAAUAGGUGCAGCUGUGU